AUGGCGUUUGACCACCAGUCGCGCACCGGAAUUAAUGGACAGAAAAGAUUGGGUUGCUCCAAAGGAAAUAGAAAAUCCCUACGUCGGACCCAGCUGCGGUUAUCAAAUCCACGCCUCGUUUUAAAUAUAGAUAUUAAGUAUACACUGAUAUAUGGUCUCCGAGGAUGGACAACAUCUUUAGAACACCGGCAUAUGACAUACAGUACACAUUGGGUCAGUGUGAAGCAAUCGUUCAAACUAUUCGGACACGCCGGCGAGUCUCUACAAAACGAAGCGACGUGCGCGCGUCACAACAGCCGAAUUUCAACUGAACUCUCGAAGUCGGCGCAUCCGGCGCUGAUUGGUCAUAGGCGUGCGCCCGCGCAGGAUUGA
Molecule: messenger RNA, 372 nt
Organism: Leptosia nina
Lineage: Eukaryota; Metazoa; Arthropoda; Insecta; Lepidoptera; Pieridae
Source: the annotation of a GenBank genome assembly